Monoraphidium neglectum is the source of this 708-nucleotide messenger RNA. RefSeq lists its product as hypothetical. The annotation marks the transcript as partial. Gene Ontology annotation, cellular component: cytosol. The record is from RefSeq and is a predicted model, not a curated record. The transcript has a single exon. Gene Ontology annotation, biological process: isoleucyl-tRNA aminoacylation. Gene Ontology annotation, molecular function: isoleucine-tRNA ligase activity; ATP binding. Lineage: Eukaryota; Viridiplantae; Chlorophyta; Chlorophyceae; Sphaeropleales; Selenastraceae.
GGCGUCUUGUCGGCCCUGGCCCCCAUCACCCCCCACAUGGCGGAGGACGCCUGGCUCAACCUGCCCUGGCCGCGGCCAUCGGACAGCGUCUUCCAGGCCGGCUGGGCAGGCAGCAGCAGCAGCAGUAGCGACGGCGACGGCGAGCAGGGGCAGCAGCAGCAGCAGCAGCAGCAGCAGUACCGGCGGCGGCUGGCGGCGGCGGAGCGCGCGGAGUGGGCGGGCGUGCUGGCUGUGCGCGACGCGGCCAACGCGGUGCUCGAGAAGGCGCGCGCGGCGCGGCUGAUCGGGCCGGCGCUGGAGGCGCGCCUGGUGCUCCAUGUCGAGAGCGAGCCGGUCGCCGCCGCGCUGCGGCGGCUGGCCGCGGCGGCCAACGGCGCCGACGAGCCGCGGUACGUGCUGAUUGCGUCCGAGGUUAGCGUCGCCGGCUCAGCGGCCGAGGCGGAGGCGGCGGGGGCGGGCGCAUUCUGCGAGGGGGUGGCGACCGAGGCGGCGGGGCGCGUGACGGUGGCGGUCGCGCGGGCGGCGGGCAGCAAGUGCGCGCGCUGCUGGAACUUCAGCGCGGAGGUGGGGGCUGCGGACCCGGAGCACCCGGAGCUCUGUGAGAGGUGCGUCCCUGUCAUCCGCGCGUCGGGUUUCCAGCUGCCGGGGGCGGGCGCCGCGGCGGCUGCUGCGGCGGCGGCGGCGGACAAGGCGCCGGUCGCGGCGUGA